UUCAGAGGCUGAUUUAAUUGAUUUAUUUUCCCUAUAAGUGUGAGAAGUCAGAAACUAUCAAAAUUUCUCAUAAUAAAAAGUAAUAGUUUGAGUGUUCAAGGACAACAGCCGUCUAUCUGACUUUGGUUAUUCAAUAUGCAGAACAGACAAGGAUAUUGCAGCUAUUGCCGUGUGUGCUAUAGUAACCUGGAACAGCAUAUGUCCAGUGAUCGGCACAGAUACUUGACCAUACAGAGUAGACAGUGGAAGGGUUCCCGUACUCUGAUGGAACGUUUCUUGCAGGAUGUACUGCGACACCACCCAUAUCGUUAUCAAAAAAGCAGAUCAAUGCAAAAGAAGAGCCUUCCUAUGAAUACUGCAGCACCUUCUGAAGUGGUUCCUAAUAAUGAUUUUACUCCUGAAGAAAUGGCAGUAGAUGCUGAUGGAGUCAGAGGAGAGAUGCCCACCAAGGAUUCUAAACCUGUUGAAGACAUGUAUUCUAGAUCUAGUAAAUCUCAAGAGUAUAUACAGGGUGUUUCAGUUCGACCAUCAGUUAUUCAAAAAGUGGAGAAAGGACAGCAGCAGUCCUUGGAGUUCGUUCACAAAAUUGGGAACAACAUGAAAGAAUUUAAUUCAGUUGGUAUUGGUCACUCUACAAAUAAUAGACAAAGUGUAAUACGUUUUUCAGUUAUUUCUAAUGCUCCUGUUAGUUGUUUACCUGAAAGUUCUCAUGAAAGACCAGUUACAACUAAUACUACUACUUUGUUACCACUAGGAGCCCAUUUUGAUUCAGUUGGCGAAUGUGACCCAAACAAAGUUGACAAAUACCUUAAACAGCUGGAUGGGGACUCUGGAAAUCUUACGCUCUCAUGUUAUCCAGAAACUUCUUCAGGUUCAUGUCAGAAACCUAAAGAAUCAAAUAGGGAAUCUUUAUGUAUAAAUUCAGAUAAAUUGGUUAUACAGGAAGAUGUAAAAUCUCAGGGUAAAACUUUGUCAGCUGGCUUUGAAGCACAUGAAUUUGUGGGUACUGAAGGCUCCUUAAAAUUGGAAUCUCUUUCCAAAUUAGCAGUAAACCCAGCAAUCAACAUGAAUAAAACUGACAUACCUGUUAAUAAAGGAAUCUUUGAAGAUGGCAUUCCAAAGCAUCAUGAGGAAUUCUUUCCUAAUAUGGAUUGUACCCAAGAAGGAAAGCAUUUGGCCUUUUUGGAACAGAAGACCUCAGUGAGUUCCGAAAUGAAGUUGGCUGGUGGCUCUCUUCAGUCAGCGUCUGAUCACCCUGAAGAGGAUGUGCCAGACCUUUGGAAGGAGGAGCAAAUUGACCAAGAAGAUAAGAACUAUGAAUUAAGAAGUUCUGAAAUGAGUUUUGAUGGCAGUUCUUCUUUUUAUUCACUUACUGACCAAUCGAAAGAGACUGCUAAUGAAAUAAACCUUUCAGAGGAAGUACAUGCUGAUUUGCAGUAUAAGAAUAACGAAUCUUCUGUUUCUGAAAUAAGUUCUGAUUGUGAUGGCUCUCUUCACUUGAUUACGAACCAAACUCAAGUAAUUGUUAAAGAUAUAAGUGCUCAGAAGGCAGUGCAUAUUAGGCUGGUUGAUGAAAGCUAUGAAUCUAGUGAUUCUGAGAUGACUUUUGAUAGCAAUGCCUCACUUCAGUCAAGUGAUGACUACCCCCAACAGUCUGAUAAAGAAGCAAACCUUCUGAAAAGGGCACACACUGGCUUGGUUGAUAUGAACUAUGGAUCCAGUAGCUCUGAAAUAAGUACUGAUUCUGUUUUCUCACUUGAGUCAGUGGUUGACCAACUCCCAGUGGCUGUCACAGAGAGAAAACUUCAGAAGUUUCACAAUGGCUUGGUUGAUAUGAACUAUGGAUCCAGUAGCUCUGAAAUAAGUACUAAUUCUGUUUUCUCACUUGAGUCAGUGGUUGACCAACCCCCAGUGGCUGUCACAGAGAGAAAACUUCAGAAGAAGGUUCACAUUGGCUUGCUUGAUAUGAACUAUGGAUCUAGUAGCUCUGAAAUAAGUACUGAUUCUGUUUUCUCACUUGAGUCGGUGGUUGACCAACUCCCAGUGGCUGUCACAGAGAGAAAACUUCAGAAGGUUCACAGUGGCUUGGUUGAUAUGAACUAUGGAUCCAGUAGCUCUGAAAUAAGUACUAAUUCUGUUUUCUCACUUGAGUCAGUGGUUGACCAACUCCCAGUGGCUGUCACAGAGAGAAAACUUCAGAAGAAGGUUCACAUUGGCUUGCUUGAUAUGAACUAUGGAUCUAGUAGCUCUGAAAUAAGUACUGAUUCUGUUUUCUCACUUGAGUCGGUGGUUGACCAACUCCCAGUGGCUGUCACAGAGAGAAAACUUCAGAAGGUUCACAGUGGCUUGGUUGAUAUGAACUAUGGAUCCAGUAGCUCUGAAAUAAGUACUGAUUCUGUUUUCUCACUUGAGUCAGUGGUUGACCAACUCCCAGUGGCUGUCACAGAGAGAAAACUUCAGAAGAAGGUUCACAUUGGCUUGCUUGAUAUGAACUAUGGAUCUAGUAGCUCUGAAAUAAGUACUGAUUCUGUUUUCUCACUUGAGUCGGUGGUUGACCAACUCCCAGUGGCUGUCACAGAGAGAAAACUUCAGAAGGUUCACAGUGGCUUGGUUGAUACGAACUAUGGAUCCAGUAGCUCUGAAAUAAGUACUGAUUCUGUUUUCUCGCUUGAGUCGGUGGUUGACCAACUCCCAGUGGCUGUGACAGAGAGAAAGCUUCAGAAGAAGGUUCACAUUGGCUUGGUUGAUAAGAACUAUGGAUCAAGUUGUUCUGAAACAAGUUUUGAUUCUGAUAUUUCUCUUCAGUCAGUAGUUGAUCAUCCCCAACUGGCUGUCAGAGAAAGAAACCUGGUAGAUAGGCUUGUUUACCUGAAAGAUAAGAAUCGUAAACCCAGUAGUGCUAAAGCACAUCUUGACUGUGAUGUCUUUCUUGAGACAGUGACUGAUGAACCUCAGAGGGCCAUUGAAGAAAUAAAUCUGAAAGAGAAGAAUGACCUUAUGGAUAUGAGCUAUGAGUCUUAUGGCUCUGAGAUGAGUUUUCACACUGAUGCUCAAUUAGUACCUGACCAAUCCCAAGUAGCAGUUAAAGAAGUAAACAUUCAGGAAGUAGCUGUUGACUUGGAGAGUAAGAGUGUUAUAUCUAGUGUUCCUGGUCUAAGUUUUGGUUCUCAUGCUUCUCUUUAUCGAUCAGGUAAUGACCAACCUCAAGGGGCUUUGAGUGAAAUAAAUCUGAAAGAGUUAAAUAUUGACAUGGAAGUUAAAAGGUAUAGGUGCUCCAGUUCUGAGUUGACUUUUGAUUCCGAUUCUCCUCUUACAUCAGUUACUGAGUAUUCUGAGCUGGAUGUUGAAGAAGUAAGAAAGAAGCACAUUAACCUGGAAGAUGAGAGCUUUGAGUCAAUUAGUUCUAGAAUAACUUUGGAUUCUGAUACUCCUCUUCAUUUAGGGCCUGAUCAGCCUGAAUUAGCCGAUAAAGAAACAGUCAUUCAGAAAGAAGGGUAUGUACACUUAGGAGGGAAGGACGAUGAACCCACCACUUCCAAGAUAAGUUUGGAUUCUUACAUCCCUUUUCACCCAGUGAUUAACCCUCCAGAAGAAGCUGUUAAAAAUCUGUUAAAUUUUCAAAAAGAAGAGUGGGUACCAGUCGAAAAUAGAGAAAACAAACCUAAUGGUUCUGAAUUAAGUUUUGAUUAUGGUAUUUUUCACUCAGUUACUGGACAUUCUGAAGAUCCCAUUAAAGAAAGAAGCCUUCAGAAAGAAGAGAAUGUACACUUAGAAAAUAAGAAUAAUGUACCCAGUGUUUCUGAAGGCAGUUCAAAAUCUGAUACCUCUUUUCAGUUAGUGGCUAAUCAUCCUGAUGUAGCUAUUAAAGAAAUAAAUCUUCAAAAAGAAGAACAUGCAAACUUAGCAGAGAACGGUAAUGAGUUAAGUAUUUCUGAAACAAGUUGGAAUUCCGGUAUUCGUCUUCAGUCAGUGAUCUACAAACCUGAAAUGGUUGUUAAAAAACUAUGGCUUCAAAAAGAAAAGCAUGCUCAAUUAAAAGCUAAAUGUGCUGAAUUUAGUGGUUCUGAAACAAAUUUAGAUUCUGAUAUCCCUCAUUGUUCAAUAAUAGAACCUCAAAUAGCUGUUAAAGAAAUAAAUGUUCAGAAAGAAGAAUGUGUUGGUCUAGAAAAUACGAGCAAUAAAUAUAGUAGUUCUGAUACAAUUUCGGACUCUGAUGUCCCUCCUCGGUCAUUGACUGAAAAACCUCAAGUAACUGUUUUGAAGGAGGACCAUGUUGACCCAGAAGUUGAAAGUACUAGACCUGGAAAUUUUGAAAUAAAUUUGGGUGUUAAUGCCCCUCUUCAUUCAGUUCUUGACCAACCUCAGCUAGCCCUUUUGAAGGAAAAACAUGUUGAUCUGGGAGAUAAAAACAGUGACUCUGGUGGUGGUAAAGAAGGUUUUAAUUCUGAUCACCUUCAUUCAUUGCCUGGACAAUUUUGGAAAGUGAUCAGAAAAACAAACCCAUGGAAGGAAGAUGAUAUGGGCCUGAAAAAUAAGGUCAAUGAACCUAAUGUUUCUAAAUUAAUACAUAAUUCUGAUGUUUCUCUCCAGUCUGUGUCUGAUCAACCUGAAGUGGGUGUUAAACAAAUAAACCUCGAGAAUGAAGGUCAUGUGUACUCAGAAGAUAAGAACAGCCGAUCUAGUGGGUCUGAAAUGAGAUUGGAUUCUGAGUUCAUGGUUCAGUCAACAGUUGAUCAUCCUCAGAUAACUAUUCUGGAACAAGAGCACUCUGAGCUAGAAGAUAAGCACAAUCAAUCUUGUGGUUCUGAAAUAAGUGUUGAUUCUGUUGAUCCCCUUCAGUCAGUGCCUGACCAGCUUAGAGAAACUGUUAAAGAAAAAAGCCUUUGCAAGGAUCAAGUUGACAUGGAAGAUAAGAGAGAUAAAUCUAAGCAUUUUGAAAUUGUAUAUGAUUCUGAUGUCCUUUUUCAGUCAGUGGCUGGCCAAACUAGAGAAGUUGUUAAGGAGAUCAACCUUUGGAAGGAGCAUGUUGACUUGGAAGAUAAGGUUGUCAAACCUAGUGAUUCAAAAAUAAAUUUUGAUUCUGAUGCACCUCUUCAGUCUGUGACUAAUAAAAUUCAAGAGGCUGUUACAGAAAUAAAUCUGAGGGAGGGACAGGUUUGUCUGGAUGCUAAGAGCUAUGAACCCCGUGAUUCUGAAAUCAUUUUUGUUUCAAAUGCCCCUCUUCAGUCAAUGGUUGAGCAGCCACAUGUUUUGGAAGAGCAACAAGCCAAUUUGGAAGAUAAAAGCAGUGAUCCUUGUGAUCCUGAUAUAAAUUUUGUUUCUGAUGAAACUUUUCAGUCAGUGGCUGACCACCUUCCAAAGUCUGUUAAAGAAAUAGGUCUUUGGCAGGAAGACCAUGUUUACCUGGAAGAUAAGAAAUAUAAACUAGGUGAUUUUGAAGUAAGUUAUGAUUCUGAUGUUCACUUUGUAGCUGGUCAUUCUCCCGAGGCUGUCAAAGAAAUAAGCUUGCAAGAGAAGAAUGAUUCUGGUGUUCAUCUUUGUUUAGAAGUUGGCCAAUCUCAAGUGGUUUGUAAAGAAAUGAACCUUCAGAAGAAAGAGCAUCUUGGCAUGGAAGAAAAGACCAGUGAACCUAGUGAUUCUGACAUAAUGUGUGAUUCUGAUGUCUCUUUUCAAAUAGUGAUAAAUGAACCUCAAGAGUCGGUGAACCUGGUGACUGGUGAUAAUGAUUGUGAAGUGAUUUCAGAUUCUGAUGUCCCUUUUCAGCCAGUGAUUGACUCACCUCAAAUGACUGUCGAAGAAAUCAGCUGUAUAAAUGCUGAAAGUUUUGUUCUAGAAAGUGAGAGCUGUGACUCUUGUGAUACUGAGCUAGGAUAUGUUUGUGAAGCCUCUUCUCAAUCAGUGACACACCACUCCAAAAAAACCUUCAAAAUAGUAAACCAGAAGAAAGACUAUAUUAUUCUGGAAGAGUCAAGUUGUGAGCCUUAUGGUUCUGGAGUCAGUUUUCCGGUUGAUGCUUCUCAUCAGUCCACAACUUACCAAUCACUAGGGCCUGAAAAAAAAAAGGCAAAAUAUAUUGACCCAAAAGAUAAGAGCUGUCAGUCUAAUAGUCUGAAACGAAAAUUUGAAUGGGAAGACACUUGUCAGCCACUGGCUCAUCAACUGCAGAAGGUUGACAAAGGAGUCAGCCUUUGGAAAGAUGUAGAAAAUACUGGCCUAAAAGAUAAGAACUAUGAAUCUAAUGUUUCUGCCAAGGGUUGUAAUGAGUCUCCGGAGUUGGUGAUCCACCAAGUGGCUGAUAAAGAAAACCUUCUGAAGUUAAAAUGUGCAGAUCUAGAAAGUAUGAGCUGUGACCCUUGUGGUUCUGGGAUGAAUUUUCAGUGUGAUCCCUCUCGUCAGUCUAACACUGAUCAGCCUCAAAAAGCUAUUAACAAAACAGGCCUGUUAAAGAAGGUGUCUUUUGACCUGAAAGAAACAAACUAUAAUUGCCAUUCAAGCUCUGUUCCCGGGGUUGAUUCUAUAGGGAACCUGGAAAAAGCAAAGGAGGUCACAGAGGAUGAUCCUGAUGAACAAGUUCCUGAAGGCGUGCCUCAAACCCCUGCUUCAUUGGUGGGGAAAACGUGGUCUCAAACAAUGAGAGAAGGUGACAUGAAUACUAAUGCUCUUGCGAAGGAAUUUAAGGAAGAUAGCUUCCGCUGUUACGUUGAUGACCGUGAGACCAGGAAAAUAAAAAAAAAAAAACUGAAUAAAGGAAAAAAGAUUGCCUGGGCUGACCUUGAGCAGGACACUACAUCAAUUCAGGUCGUCUCAGAUUGUGAUGAUGGUGCAGGUGGUAUUUCAGAUAUUGAUGACUUUCCAGUGGCCUUAGAUAAACCUAGCCAUUUUCUUUCAACAAAGAGGCACUGUGAGCAAACAUGGCGAGUGGCUUCUCGAUGCCAGGCUGUAAAAGUCAGCCAUGGAACUCAAACCAAUCUCUCAAGUAACCCAGGGAUGAAAAGAAGAAUGACUGGACAAGAGAAAGACUCUCCAGGAAGGAAACGUCUACUUUUACAGAACGACAGAAAAACAAGAAAGAACGUAAAAAUUGGAACAGCUGAAUUUCCUGAGUCAUGUAGUACAGUCUUGAAGUCUUUGCAACCAAAUGCCUUAGUUUAUGUUCUUUCUUCAAAUAUUAAGCAGAAGAAAGGUGAACCCAACAACUUCUCUAAAAUGAGGCACUGUAGUAGAAAUAAUUGGGAUAUUAACAUUCAGUACAGAGAUAAACAGAGUUCCUAUAAUUAUUAUGACCCAUUGAAUAAGCGAAUUGUAAUUGAUCCUUCUUUGAACAUAGAAGUACCAAAUUCGGACAGGAAUAACUGUGUUGAAAUUCAUUUUAGUGACCUGAACUCCCGUGGAGGAGAUGAUGACACUUAUGUACAGAGCUCUGCUUCAGCACCUUUUAUGACAGUGACAGUAGGACAUGAAGUAAUGUCACAUCAGGAGGCCAGUGAGCCUUCUGUGUUUCUGGAAGAAUCUGAGAUUUUGAAUUCUAGUGAAGUUCCAAAGGAAAGUAAUUUCCAGUCAACUCUUUUAAAUUGUGAUGUUACGAACAUUUCUCCAAAAUCAGUUAGAAAUAAGUUUUUUGAAAGUAAAAAGAAAAUUCAGAGAAAGAAGGUGACAACUAAUAAUAAGCCAGGUUUUCCCCAAAAGGGCUGUAGACCAAUUAUUCCCCAGCAAAAAACCAGCAUUGCUUCAGAAAAACAGUCAAUUUGGAGUCAGACCAAAUUAAGUGAUAUAAUUAAAAAGUAUAUUCUAAAAUACUCUGUUUUUCUGCGUCACAAAUAUUGGUCCAAGAACACUUUAAUUAGGAUGCAUAAUAAGAAGAAAAAAUCUCAUGUUAGUAGGUUAAAGAAGGCAAAGAAUCCAGCCGAAAUGCUUCUGAACUCGGUUCCCUCAGCUGGUGCUGAAGAGCAGUCAGGAGCUCCAGCAAGCUCUUCUCCCAAGCAACCUGUGCAGGAUUCUCCUGGCCCUGCAGGAAGUACGAACAACGGUAUUAAAAGAAGCCCUAGAAGAAAUCAAAGAAAGCCUUCUAGACCUGUAAGAGUAUAUGAUUUGAGAAGCUUAUAUUCUCAGGUACCAUAUACUGAUAGAAUGAGUACUCGGCUGUCACACAAAUUUCAAGAUAAUAAGGUGAAUUAGAGGUGUUUCUGUUAAGGCUGGUUGAGGAUUCAGUACCUCAGUGGAAAAUGUAUUUGGUACCUUGUGUACAGAGCUUUCCUAACUUUGGUGAAAAAAUUAAUCUUCAAUUAUUUGGCUAUAGACUUAUUUUUUAGAACUUUUAUAUUUAUUUAAAAUUAGUAUGUAGGGUCUUUUUUUUAAUUUUAAGAUUCAAAACCACCCUUUGCUGUAGAAGAGCUUCAUCUUACUUAUAUUACAUAAUUUAGCAGAGUGUAUACAGUUUUCUCCCUCAGAAAUCAUGUCCCUCUUAACUUAUUUUUUGUGAUUGUAUCUCUCGUGUCAGUAGGUUAUAAUUGCAAGAAAGAAUAUGGCACACAUUAAAUGCUAUCUUAUGUUUUACUUUUAAAAAAUUGAACAAAUGAAUAUAUAGUUAUCUUUUGUGAGUUUCUGAGUAAUGUUGUCAAUGUUGUAUUCUAAUUGGAUAAUUUAAAAACAGAAAGUCAAAUAGAUUAUCUCAGCUUUUGAGUAGGACCUAAGUAGUCCUACACAAUAUGUAAUUUAUCUUUUUUAAAAAGAAUUCCAGAAAAUGAGAUUCCAUCAACUUUAAUCCAGUUUUUAAAAGCUGCCUGCUGAUUUUAAAUACAUAACACAAACUUCUCCUGCUUCAUUUAAAUUGGACCCGUAGGUCUCUAACUUUCCUAAUUUGGAUGAAUGCACAUGUGCAGGCUCUGUAGAUUUUUCCUUAGCGUUGUUAGGUCUUAAGGAGGGAUGAUCUUGCCAGUGUGGUUAUGCUUUUCUACCACCUUUAUUCCCCUCCACCUGGAAGGGUUGUUGGUUUAAUAUGAAAAUCCAGGUUAUCUUAUGGGGCUUUAUCUCUUAAAAAUAUUUUAGACAUUACCAUAUUCUUUUUUUUUUUUUAAUAGCUUGAACUGAAAUUACUGGCUUGGUAAUUUGGGCAGACCAUUAAUUUUUGUUAUUAAUAAGUUACUUAUAAUCUUAAUAUUUCAAAAGAUCUAAUAAAACUAAUAACCUAGGUGAAGGCCCAUUUUGCAAGUGAAAAACUAUGUCAUUGUACAUUAGUUUGGCUUUCCUUAAACUUGCCAACUGAUUUUAGUAGUUCAAAUAAAAGAUGUCAAGAGAGGCAGUUUAGGCCUGAGGUACUCACAGUAUGUUUAGACCUUUUAUUCAGGGACACAGGUUGAGCUGGUACAGGUACAUCCAAUUAUCCUGUUAAGCCAAGGAUCCUGGAUCCUUCUCUGCCAUCAGUGUUAAAGGGAAACAUGGAUUUCAACUGUUACAUUGUAUAAACCAUAUUUUAUUGAAACUAGAUCAGUGUACCAUGAUUUCAGAGAUAAAACUCUAUUACCUUAGAAUUAAUAAAAUAUAGUGUAACAAUUGGUUUCUAAAUAUAGCUUUAUUUCAGGAGCCAUUAUUUAACCUGUGGGUAUGUUAUGGUGUGUUGUAAUUUCUUUACUUCUAAAUUUAAAACGGUAAGUAUGUUGAAAAAAAUGGACAAAUGUUUAUAUUUUUAGUUGCAGCAACUUCAACUUUGCCUCAUAUAUGAAUAUUUUAAUUUCUUAAAGUAUGACUGUGGUCUUUUAGUUUAAAAUAAUCCUCCAAUUUUAAUUUAGGAAAAAAACCUGUUCUGUUUAGGAAGUAAACAAGCAACUAAUUCAUGAAAAUAUUCUACUUGUGGGUAUUGGUGUCUUUGUUCCCUAUGAAAUAGACACGCAACUCCCUUGAGUACAGUUAGUAAGCAUUCUGCAUACUUUUAGUGUCAGUUUAAAAGUAAGAGAUCAUAUGGAAAUAAUGUACCAUGUAAUUAUUUAUACAUCUAUUGUGAUCACAUCAUGCAGAGAGGAUAGUGCUUAUAAUCUGAGUGAUCAAAAACUUGAAGUUAAAAAAAUUUUACUACAUUUUUUGCUUUGGAAACUCUUCUAAGUACCUUUUUCUUUCCAAAUUUUUUAAAAAUACAUUUUUAUUGAAGUAUAGUCAGUUUACAGUGUUGUGUCAAUUUCUGGUGUACAGCACAAUGCUUCAGUCAUAUAGGAACAUACAUACAUUUGUUUUCAUAUUCUUUUUCACCGUAAGUUACUACGAGAUUUUGAAUGUGGUUCCCUGUGCUGUACAGUAUGAACUUGUUGUUUAGUACCAUUUUCUUUUGAGAGGGAAAGGUUUGUAUCUAAAAUUUAUAUCAAAGUAUAAAAGUCCUGAUGAUUUUUAGACA
Messenger RNA from Camelus dromedarius (Arabian camel), 10381 nucleotides. It is a transcript of the gene ZDBF2, whose product is annotated as zinc finger DBF-type containing 2. Gene Ontology annotation, biological process: epigenetic programming of gene expression; genomic imprinting. Lineage: Eukaryota; Metazoa; Chordata; Mammalia; Artiodactyla; Camelidae. The record is from RefSeq and is a predicted model, not a curated record. Gene Ontology annotation, molecular function: zinc ion binding; nucleic acid binding. The coding region runs from base 136 to 8175 and encodes 2679 amino acids. The transcript is spliced from 4 exons.